Molecule: messenger RNA, 5486 nt
Organism: Bombus pascuorum
Lineage: Eukaryota; Metazoa; Arthropoda; Insecta; Hymenoptera; Apidae
Gene: CaMKII
Product: calcium/calmodulin-dependent protein kinase type II alpha chain
Exons: 14
Coding region: 963-2408 (481 amino acids)
Biological process (GO): protein phosphorylation
Cellular component (GO): cytoplasm; neuron projection
Molecular function (GO): calmodulin binding; calcium/calmodulin-dependent protein kinase activity; ATP binding
Source: RefSeq, a predicted model, not a curated record
GAGUCAGUGCGCGGUAUUCCGUCUAACCAGCGACGGUACGCAACUCCAUUCGUUCGUUUGGAUCGCGAAAACGUAGAAUAAAAUCGGUGGAAAAUUUUCUUCGGUCGAUAUUUCGAGAAACGAUCACAGUUUCAUUAGCCACGAGUCGUUCUCUGACGGAUCGUGUUUAUAUCGCGUGGAAAAUACACGAAAAUAUCGGAUCUGACGACUACGAUAAAACAUCGAAACCGGAAAUACGUUGUCGCAUAUAAGUACGUACGACGAAAACGACGUGUUCGUUGCGUUGACGAUAGAGAAAAAAGAAAAUAUAACGGAACAGAAAGUAAAUUGUAGCGUGAAGCGUGAUCCUGAAAAAGUUAGCCGCGUGGUCGAGCAUAAUUCCAGGUGCUAAAUUUAAAUGUGUUGCCUCGAUCCCCUUGGGUUAUUUCGCCUAGGUUGGCUGCGCUCAAACGGCUCGCUAGCGAACCUCUAUCGUCAGCCCUGCCGGCAGUGGUAUCGGUGUUGAUCGUUGUUGCCAGGUAUUAUACGUGAAUCGUGGUCGCCAUUGCCGGCGGUAGCGGCAUUGGUGUGAACACGAACACACAUCGCCUGCGCGAUCGCGAGCUUACCACCACUACGCGAGUCAGUCGACGGUCUGCCGGCGAGCAGUGCGGACGCGUCGUGGAAGGUUUGAAGUUGUCGUUGCCCGCAAAUAUUUGCUGGCACGACCGCGAUUUCGCCCCACCGUCGGUGCCACGGUAACGCACGGCUCCCGCGGACAGAACCACUUCCCCUCUGCCCGGCCCGACGACCCUCCCUCCCUCGACGGUUACCCGGUGUUCUACCAGCGCCGCGGCGGUUCCCCUCUAUUGAUCGAAUUUGACCUGCGAAGUUUCCCCUAGCGUGUGCGGUAGUGGCGGCCGGCAGUGGCUCUCGCGCUUACGUUCCUCGGUUAGUGCGGUAAAUAAUCGCGAUACCUCGGCAUGGCUACUCCGACCGCUUGCACGCGGUUUAGUGACAACUAUGACCUCAAGGAGGAACUGGGCAAGGGUGCCUUCUCGGUGGUUCGACGAUGCGUUCAGAAGAGCACCGGUCACGAAUUCGCCGCGAAGAUUAUAAAUACGAAAAAGCUGACAGCCAGAGAUUUUCAGAAGCUCGAACGCGAGGCACGAAUAUGCAGGAAGCUGCAGCAUCCAAAUAUUGUGAGAUUACACGAUAGCAUACAGGAGGAAAACCACCAUUACCUCGUCUUUGACCUAGUAACCGGCGGCGAACUGUUCGAGGAUAUCGUGGCGCGAGAAUUCUACAGCGAAGCGGACGCGUCUCAUUGUAUUCAACAAAUCCUGGAAAGCGUUCACCACUGCCAUCACAAUGGAGUUGUGCACAGGGACCUGAAACCCGAAAAUUUACUCCUCGCAAGUAAGGCGAAGGGCGCGGCUGUGAAAUUAGCGGACUUCGGAUUGGCGAUCGAGGUGCAGGGUGAAGCACAGGCAUGGUUCGGUUUCGCCGGGACGCCCGGUUACCUCAGCCCGGAAGUACUCAAGAAAGAACCAUACGGCAAGCCAGUCGACAUCUGGGCGUGCGGUGUCAUUCUUUACAUCCUCCUGGUCGGUUAUCCGCCAUUCUGGGACGAGGAUCAGCAUCGAUUGUACGCGCAGAUCAAGGCCGGAUCAUACGACUAUCCAAGCCCAGAAUGGGACACCGUCACGCCGGAAGCCAAGAACCUAAUCAAUCAGAUGCUGACGGUGAACCCGAGCAAAAGGAUCACCGCCAGCGAGGCAUUGAAGCACCCGUGGAUCUGCCAACGUGAACGUGUCGCAUCCGUCGUCCACAGACAAGAGACUGUGGAUUGCUUGAAGAAAUUCAACGCAAGGCGCAAAUUAAAAGGCGCUAUUCUGACGACCAUGUUGGCGACGAGGAACUUUUCCAGUAAGUAUGAUGCACAGGGUCGGAGCAUCAUCACGAAGAAGGGCGAUGGCUCUCAGGUGAAGGAAUCGACCGACAGCAGCACAACGAUCGAGGACGAUGACGUGAAAGAGGAUAAGAAGGGCGUCGUCGACCGGAGCAGCACGGUCAUUGCCAAAGAACCCGAAGCUGGCAGCGCAGGAAGUGCUAGCAGCAGUGGUAGCAGCAGCAACAGCCAGAACAGCCAGACUGGCGCUUCACCAUCCUCGCCAGCGGCCGUCUACAUCGGCAACAACCACGUGGCGACGCCCAUGGUAUCGUCGCGACGCUACGACUCAUCGAACAACGAACUGGAGAUUCGACGCGUGGGCGGUUCUGGAUACAUGCCACUCGGUCAAGCCGAGUGGUGCGACCCAGAAGAUGGUAAGAAGAACACCAACGCCGGUAAGGUCGCUGAGAAGUCGAAAAAUAAGAUGGACGAGGAAGCCUGCUCGAAGCUUAGACGGUGUUGCUUGUUGUCGUGAAGUUUUUUCGAGUCUCGCGACACUGCACGAUCAAAUGAUAAAACUUUUAUCGCCAUCGAGAAGAUUUUUCUUCGAUUCUUUCACUUUGUCCAAUUUUUUUUUCUUUCGCUUCUUCGAGAUUCUUCUACCUUUUCAAAAGUAGUUAAGAUCCGUUCAAGCGCGAAUAUUCGUAGAAUAGUCGCGUAAUCGGUAGGAAAAAUUUGUGUAUUCUCAUUCAUUGUGAGAAGACGAAUGUUUAUGCAAACUUAUGUCUUUGUGCAUAAUAAAGAAAUGGAAUCGUCAUAAUCGUCAUAAUAACGAAUACUAUGUUUUCAAUAUUUUAUUCGGUAUUUUUGCCUAGCGUAUUUAUUCUGUGCGUUUUCGCUUUGGAAUCUCUUAAAGUAAAUGCAUAAUUUACCACAAUUUAAUUAUAACAAAUAGAAACACAAUUUUUCAGACUGUCUUGUAAAGAAGACAUAACACAGUAAAAUCGAAGACUAAUUUUACGAGAGACAAGCAUAGUUAUCGUUCAAUUAAUUAAUAACAUAUUAAAGUAUUAAGUAUGCAACAUUGUGUAUACUCAACAUUGAAAGUGAAAUGGUUAAAGAAGAAUCGAAUAUGGUUUUUUCAAUUUGAAUAUAGAUACUGACUUAGAGAAAAAAUUGUUAAAUAUAACUAUUGAAAAGUAUUGGUGGAAGAUCAAUUUUGUAGAAAUUUCUGAGAAUCGUACGGUGUCGCGAACAGGCUCUCCGCAUGUCUCUUGUUUUGCUUUUUCAAAAUCGUUCCUCUUUUGGAUAUUCCCAGUUUAUGGGUGCCAUAAUUUCUUUUUCUUAGUAGACCUCGUUGAAUUGAUCCGUGACACGAUAAAAUUAUCCUUAAUUUCCUCCAUAAAUCUUUAAUAGAAUUAUACGUAAUAAUCCUUAGACUGUUGUCAAUGAUUGAUAAAUUAUUAAUAAUAUUAUAAUCAAUAAUAAUAUAAUUAUCAAUGAUUCUAAAGCUUAUUUAUGAGAAUUGAAAUAAAAAUUUCAAUUUUCAUCGUGUCACGGGGUUUCUGUCGCGAGUAGUCACAGUUUUAUUUUGGACGGCAUCCCGCAAGUAGUAAGUAUCGAUUUUGAUCGGACAAGGAGCACAUCGACAGGCACGCAACGUCGUGGAGGGACGUCUCGCAGCGUUUGACCUUCGUACUACUAGAAUCUUCGUGAAAACUGAAUAAUCCCGAUAUUCUAAGAUAUUUCCUCCUCUCUUUUCUUACAUCGAACAAACACACGCUCUGAAGAUCGUCAUUGUACGAAACGGAGCAUGCGAAUCGAACAGAAUUCUCAAGAAUCAAAGUUGUCUUUGUGCGUCCCUCAUUACUCGCCCUGUAUUAUAUAUCGUCGUAGAAUUUAAUGUGCAAGCAGGCGCUCGUAAAAUAUCAUUUCCCCAUAAAAGAAAUGUUAAAGCGCUUUACGAAUAUAUUUUGUUAAUACUAAAAUUCAUACUGAAGAUUAAAUAGAUAUUAGAUGAUUUAAAAGAAAGUUAAACAUUAUUUAUUAAAUAAUUCUUUGAAUUAUUCACGAUAAUUAUUUGCUGUAUCCUACUUGUAGACAAAUCGUAGACACAUUACAGAUUUGUAGAUUUUUAAUUUUGACAACUAAAUGAUAUUAAACACGUGAGGAAAUAUUUUCAUUUCUUUUCGAUGCUCAAUUUGCCUGAAAACUACUUUCGCCAAUAAUAAAGAGUUUUAUAAACUUUGAUAUUAAGUGUAAUUAUCAUCGAUCGAUUUAGGAAACAUCCUUUGUCAAAUUCAAGUCCACUGAAAAAUAAGUAAAAAUUCAUUUAAAAAAUAAUUAAUUCGUAAAUGAAGCAUCUUGUAUCCUUUCACAGUAAAUUUAAUUCUAUUAAUUUAAAUAUCAUAAUUUCGAUUAAUGCAGAAAAUAUUCUUCGUCAAAUUCGAAUGCAUUAAAGGAUCGUCAUCGAUCAAAUGUUAUUGACAAGAAAAAAGUAUUAUUAAGGGUUAAGCAAUAAAUCAUGAAAUAUACCAAAAUAUCGACAUAGAAAUGAUAUUUUACCCGCGUAGAAACAUUAAUUAGGCUGUCGCCCACGCUAUAAAUCCACGUGUAAUCCAUGUGUAGGCGCAAACUGUGAACGUACCAAUAAACUUGUGAAACCCGAUACGUUGUGUUGUAUGAGAAACGAAACGAAUUAUCGGACAGGCUUCGUAGUUAAUUACAUUACUUUAAGCUAGUCUGCUGGUAGAAGAAUGGUUUUUUUAAUGGGCAGCAGUCUCUCGCCUAACAAAUUACUUUCCUUUUUUGUUGAAAAGAUACAAAUAAAAAACAAAUGUCGUGCGUAGGAGGUGCAAGUUAUAAAUGGUUCGAAGCUUCUACUUUUUUAUUGGACGCUUCUCGUAACAUACAUAUAGUAUGCAUAUGGGGAAAAUAUGCUUUUAUCGUCGUAUCGACGAUGCUGUAAAAGCUACGUAUCUCGUUCUGCGUAUCUAUCUUCGUUUCCAUUGUGUCGUUGAUUUUGUAUCGAUUUCUUUUUAUUUUUCUUUCUUUCUACGCUCCGAAGGUGAAAGAAACCCGGUAUAUUAUAUCUUGCGUGCACAUGUGCAUUACGUGCACGCGUAUAAGGUGAUUCAUUGACAAUAAUUGGAAUUUUAAAAAGGGACGAGUCGUGUGAAACAUAUGUCUGAUCAUUGACGAUCUAAUACUACUUCCAAAUCGAUUUCUUACUUUCUUUUGUUAUAUUUUCUCAAUCGAAUUUUAAUUCCUUAUUAUGUGUUCUACGUUUAAUACGCGUUAAUUAUUAUGAAGUCACUUUUUCACAAAUUUUGAAGUACAUGAAUAUUUGCCACAAUUUGUAUGUCAGUGGAAAAACUUAAUAUCCUUGUUCUACGGCAAUUUUAUUUCAUAAUACCCUAUAAUAAUAUUAUGAAAUAAUACUAUUGUAUUACUACUCUAAUAGUACAAUACGUCACUUUCUAUAAUGAUAUUAUAGAAAAAAAUUGUCUUAUAUUAAAUAUUCUACAACAUUCUGUAAAAUUUUCUUUCAAAGUUAAUCAUUUAAAUAAUAUCGAUUAAUAAUUAAAUCGAUGAAUCACCUACAGUGUAUCGU